AUGGCAACCAUGCUCGGUGCCUCGUCGAGAGCUUCAACCGCUUCUACAUCGUCGUUCCAGCCGAUAUCCCGUCAGAACACCAUGUCGUCCUAUGACGGUUCGCGGUCCGCCCGCCAGUCGAAGCGGUACUCCAUGUCCGCUCUGUACAUGUCGAUGUCGGCCAACGACACCGAUCUGGUGAUUGAGGAUGAUUUGGCCAGAGCGCAAAAACAACUACGCGAUCUCAAGGCCAAGAUCUCUUCGCAAUCGAAAAAGAACUUUGUCCUCGAAAAGGAUGUGCGCUACCUCGACUCGCGCAUUGCUCUGCUGAUUCAGAACCGCAUGGCUCUGGAGGAGCAAAAUGAAAUGGCCAGCCAUCUCGAAGACGCCGGCGAAGUGCAGGAGGGAUCCUUCCCUAGCGACGAGAAGACGCAGAAAUACGGAAACUUGAUGUUCCUGCUCCAGUCUGAGCCUCGCCACAUUGCUCACCUCUGCCGCCUAGUCUCGAUGGCUGAGAUCGACUCGCUUCUCCAGACCGUCAUGUUUACCAUCUACGGCAACCAAUACGAGAGCCGUGAAGAGCAUCUGCUUCUCACCAUGUUCCAGUCCGUUCUUACCUACCAGUUCGAUACCACUCCCGAGUACACGUCCCUUCUCCGUGCGAAUACCCCUGUUUCCCGUAUGAUGACGACCUAUACCCGCCGCGGCCCCGGCCAGACCUUCUUGAAGCACGUUCUGGCGGACCGGAUCAACAGCCUGAUUGAACUCGAGGACCUCGACCUGGAGAUCAACCCGCUCAAGGUGUACGAGCGCAUGCUGGAGCAGAUCGAGCAAGAUACUGGCAGCAUACCCGCCUCGAUGCCCCGCGGCAUCACCCAGGAGCAGGCUGCCGAGAACCCCCAGGUCCAGGCGAUCAUCGAGCCGCGUCUGACAAUGCUCAUGGAACUCGCCAACGGCUUCUUGACUACGAUCAUCGAUGGCCUCGAGGAGACGCCCUAUGGCAUCCGCUGGAUCUGCAAGCAGAUUCGCAGUCUCGCCAAGCGCAAGUAUCCCGAUGCCAACGACCAGGUUAUCUGCACGCUCAUCGGCGGCUUCUUCUUCCUCCGCUUCAUCAACCCGGCCAUCGUCACCCCGAAGUCCUACAUGCUCAUCGACGGCACUCCGGCCGAAAAGCCGCGCAGAACUCUUACCCUGAUUGCCAAGAUGCUGCAGAACCUGGCCAACAAGCCGUCGUACGCGAAGGAGCCCUACAUGGCCAAGCUGCAGCCCUUCAUCUACCAAAACCGCGACCGCGUCAACAAGUUCAUGCUCGAUCUGUGCGAAGUGCAGGAUUUCUAUGAGAGCCUCGAGAUGGACAACUACGUGGCCCUGUCCAAGAAGGACCUUGAGCUGUCCAUCACGAUCAACGAAAUCUACUCGAUGCACCAGCUGAUCGAGAAACACUCGGCCGAGCUGUGCAAGGACGAGAAUUCGCACCUUUCGAUCAUCAUGGCCGAGCUGGGCCCCGCGCCGGCGCUCGUUCCACGCAAGGAGAACCGCGUCAUUACCCUGCCGCUUUUCAGCAAGUGGGAGACGGCCAUCGACGACCUGACCGCCGCGCUGGACAUCACUCAGGAGGAAGUGUACUUUAUGGAAGCCAAGUCCACCUUCGUGCAGAUCCUGCGCGCGAUCCCGGCCAACUCGGCCGUGGCUAAGCGGCCGUUGCGUCUUGAGCGCGUCGCCGACGCGGCCGCGACCUCCAAGAACGAUGCGGUCAUGGUGCGCAAGGGCAUCCGCGCCAUGGAGCUGCUCAGCCAACUGCAGGAGAUGGGUGUCAUCAACAAGAACGACGGAUUUGCCCUGCUGCGCGAUGAGGUCGAGCAGGAGCUUCUGCACCUCGGCUCGCUCAAGGAGAGCGUGCUGGCCGAGAUCAAGAAGCUCGAAGAGGUCUACAAGACAAUCCGCGACCACAACGCCUACCUCGUCAGCCAGCUCGAGACGUACAAGAGCUACCUGCACAACGUGCGCUCGCAGAGCGAGGGCAACCGCCGCAAGCAGCAGAAGCAUCAGGUCUUGGGACCGUACAAAUUCACGCACCAGCAGCUCGAACGCGAGGGCGUCAUUGCCAAGAGCAAUGUGCCGGAUAACCGGAGAGCAAACAUCUACUUCAAUUUUACCAGUCCGUUGCCGGGGACUUUCGUGAUCUCGUUGCAUUAUAGGGGACGCAACCGUGGCCUCCUUGAGCUAGACCUUAAGCUUGAUGACCUUCUCGAGAUGCAACGCGACGGCCAGGAAACUCUCGAUCUUGAAUAUGUCCAGUUCAAUGUUUCCAAGGUGCUGGCGCUGCUUAAUAAGAGGUUUGCGCGGAAAAAAGGGUGGUAG
This is a messenger RNA of Thermochaetoides thermophila DSM 1495, 2340 nucleotides long. RefSeq names its product putative GTPase activating protein. Gene Ontology annotation, molecular function: protein binding; GTPase activator activity. The transcript is spliced from 5 exons. NCBI's taxonomy places the organism in Eukaryota, Fungi, Ascomycota, Sordariomycetes, Sordariales, Chaetomiaceae. Gene Ontology annotation, cellular component: cell cortex. The record is from RefSeq and is a predicted model, not a curated record. Gene Ontology annotation, biological process: regulation of actin cytoskeleton organization; regulation of GTPase activity. Bases 1 to 2340 code for a protein of 779 amino acids.